UAUAUUUUACCACGACUUAAAAAAAAAGGUUUCAGUGGAGAGCUACUUCUGGGUGAUUACAGCUAAAGAGCUGUUGAAGAAGGGAGAUGCUGAGUUUGGCAGGAACGAUGGCUGGAGCUGAGGAAGGAAGGGAGAGAGGCGGAGCUGAACCGGUCGGCCAGCAGGACUCCUGCGUCCUGACGUUUGGCUAUCCUCAGGGGCAGCGCCUGGACCGUUAGCAGGCCCGAUGCGUGGACCACAUGGAGGACGUGAACGAGACCGGGACGAUGAUUCACUUCCACUUCCGCCCCUUCUCCAAACUCCCUGAGGUUCAGACGCUGAUUUUCGUGGCCUUCCUGAUUAUGUACCUGGUCAGCGUCAGCGGCAACAUCUCCAUUUUGCUCAUCGUCUGGACCCACCGCUCUCUGCACACCCCCAUGUACUUCUUCCUGGCCAACUUGGCGGCUCUGGAGACCUGCUACUCCUCCACCAUUGCCCCUCUGACACUGGCCAGCACCCUGUCCGCGGGGAGAACCCUCAUCUCCCUGGCUGGCUGCGGUGCCCAGAUGUUCUUCUUCAUCUUCCUGGGCAGCGCUGACUGCAUCCUGCUGGCCAUCAUGGCCUAUGACAGGUUCGUGGCCAUCUGCAACCCUCUGCGUUACAGCCUCAUGAUGAGCUGGCGGCUGUGUGCCCGACUGGCCCUGGGCUCCCUGGUGUUGGGGUUCAUCUUGGCCAUGCAGCUGACCGUGCUCAUCUUCCGACUCCCCUUCUGCAGCAGCAAGGAGAUUGGCAUGUUCUACUGUGACGUCCUGCCCGUCAUGAGACUGGCCUGUGCGGACACCCGGGUCCACGAGGCCACGCUGUUCGUGGUUAGCGUCACUGUCCUUACCCUCCCCUUCCUGCUGAUCACCUUGUCCUAUGUCUUCAUUGCGGCCGCCAUCCUGAAGAUCCGCUCUGCAGAGGGGAGGCACAAGGCCUUCUCCACCUGCUCCUCCCACAUGACUGUGGUUCUGCUCCAGUAUGGAGGCACCAGCCUCAUCUACCUGUGCCCCAGCUCCAGCUACUCUCCAGAGAGGGCCCAAGUAGUGUCUGUGCUUUACACCUUUAUCACCCCCAUGCUGAACCCCUUGAUCUACAGUAUGAGGAAUCGAGAGCUUAAGGAUGCUUUGAAGAGAGCAGCGAUGAGGUUCCUUUCAUCCUAAACACAACAAACACCCUGGAUGCUCCUCUGUAACACUGUGGGGUGGAGACAGACGGGUGUCCUCUCUGACAGAGGGGAGACGGGGGUAAGCGUCAUAGGUUUUGCACUGUUAUUUCUUCUUGCUUAUAUUAUUUUCAAGAAGUCAUUUUUCCUUUGUCAGGA
Messenger RNA from Bubalus bubalis (water buffalo), 1342 nucleotides. Its product is annotated as olfactory receptor 10V1. Gene Ontology annotation, cellular component: membrane. The record is from RefSeq and is a predicted model, not a curated record. Gene Ontology annotation, biological process: G protein-coupled receptor signaling pathway. Lineage: Eukaryota; Metazoa; Chordata; Mammalia; Artiodactyla; Bovidae. The coding region runs from base 240 to 1181 and encodes 313 amino acids. The transcript has a single exon. Gene Ontology annotation, molecular function: olfactory receptor activity; G protein-coupled receptor activity.